Molecule: messenger RNA, 1005 nt
Organism: Auxenochlorella protothecoides
Lineage: Eukaryota; Viridiplantae; Chlorophyta; Trebouxiophyceae; Chlorellales; Chlorellaceae
Product: Chloroplast stem-loop binding protein of 41 kDa b, chloroplastic
Exons: 6
Coding region: 1-1005 (334 amino acids)
Biological process (GO): rRNA processing
Cellular component (GO): cytosol
Molecular function (GO): RNA binding
Source: RefSeq, a predicted model, not a curated record
AUGGCCUCGGCCGCGCCGUCCAACAUCCUCAUGCUAGGUGGAACCCGGUUCAUCGGGCAGUACCUCGCCCGCCAGCUGGUGGAGGAGGGGCACCAGGUCACCCUGCUGACCAGGGGCAAGGCCCCCAUCGCGGCCCGCAUCCCGGAUGACACCGACGAAUCGCACGCCGCCUAUUCUGACGCGGUCCAGCACAUUGCGGCUGACCGAAAGGAUGCCGACGCUGUGAAGAACGCUCUGAAGGGGCGGGAAUUCAAUGUUGUGUACGACAUCAACGGGCGUGAGGCAGAGGAGGCAGAUCUCAUCCUGGAGGCCCUGCCCUCCCUGGAGCAGUACAUCUACUGCUCCUCUGCGGGCCUCUACAAGGCCUCACACGAGCUGCCACACUUUGAGACGGACGCCGGGGACCCCAAGUCCCGGCACAAGGGCAAGCUGAACACCGAGGAGCUGCUGGAGAAGCGCGGCGUGAACUGGACCAGCAUCCGCCCGGUGUACAUAUACGGCCCGCUGAACUACAACCCUGUGGAGGAGUGGUUUUUCCACCGCAUUGCGGCGGGACGACCCAUUCUGGUGCCGGGCAAGGGCAACCAGGUGACCCAGCUGGGGCACGUGAAAGACCUGGCCACCGCCUUCCGGAAGGUGCUGGGCAACCCAAAGGCCGCUCGCCAGGCCUACAAUAUCUCGGGGGAGAGGUUUGUCACCUUUGACGGCCUGGUCAGACUGUGUGCCGAGGCCGCCGGGGCCCCCGAGCCCGAGCUGGUCCACUUUGACCCCAAGGCACACGACCUGGGCAAGGCCAAGGCAUUCCCCCUGCGCGACCAGCACUUCUUCACCUCCAUCGCCAAGGCACAAGCUGAUCUGGACUGGACCCCGGAGUUCGACCUGGCCGCUGGCCUGCGUGACUCGUACGAGAAGGACUUCUCCAAGACUGGGGGCCGCAAGAAGGCGGACUUCUCCGUGGAUGACCUCGUGCUGAAGGGGGCCGGCAAGCAGGCCGUGCCUGCCUGA